AUUGUAUUACUCUUGUCAUUGCAACCGAUCUCGACUGACCAUCAAUCAAAACAAUCAGAACCCUCCACCGUCAAUAUGCCAAAGGAAAAGUCCACCAAGAGAGCUCCCGUCAAGCGCGCCGAGAAGAAGAAGAAGGACCCCAACGCGCCCAAGCGUGGUCUCUCAGCCUACAUGUUCUUCGCCAACGAGCAGCGUGAGAAUGUUCGCGACGAGAACCCAGGCAUCACCUUCGGCCAGGUCGGCAAGGUCCUCGGUGAGCGAUGGAAGGCUCUCAAUGACAAGCAGCGCACUCCUUAUGAGGCCAAAGCUGCCCAGGAUAAGAAACGCUACGAGGAUGAAAAGGCGACAUACAACGUAAGUGCUGAGAAGCCUGUGGGCGUUCGCAAGCGUACUGGUCGAGGUACUAAUAAGAACGUCGCACAGGCUGAUGCCGAGGAGGAAGAGUCUACUUGA
Lachnellula hyalina is the source of this 453-nucleotide messenger RNA. It is a transcript of the gene nhp6, whose product is annotated as Non-histone chromosomal protein. The transcript is spliced from 3 exons. The annotation marks the transcript as partial. NCBI's taxonomy places the organism in Eukaryota, Fungi, Ascomycota, Leotiomycetes, Helotiales, Lachnaceae. The record is from RefSeq and is a predicted model, not a curated record.